Mya arenaria is the source of this 3497-nucleotide messenger RNA. Its product is annotated as leucine-rich repeat and guanylate kinase domain-containing protein-like. Bases 5 to 2452 code for a protein of 815 amino acids. The record is from RefSeq and is a predicted model, not a curated record. The transcript is spliced from 16 exons. Gene Ontology annotation, cellular component: cytosol. Gene Ontology annotation, molecular function: protein binding; GMP kinase activity. NCBI's taxonomy places the organism in Eukaryota, Metazoa, Mollusca, Bivalvia, Myida, Myidae.
CAAAAUGGCGGACGAUGGCCAAUAUUCGGAAAGUCCAGCUUUAGAAGACGGCUAUGUUGUUGUCAAUGGUGAAACUCACGUUUUGAAUUACGAUACAAACAUUUUAAACCUUGAAGACAACAGAGAUGCUACUCCUGGACAGGAAAUCGAGGCUGACAAUGACAUUCCGACCACGACAGCCACCGACUCUGAUGAAGAGGGAGAUGAUGUUGAGCUAUCUCCCGGAGGAAUCCUCGAUGAAAACACUGUUGGGGUUGGACUGUCAAACCUUGGACGAUCUGCCGAUGGUACCAAACAAGUCUACCUUCACUGCACUAUACCUGGCUACAGUUUGAUUGACAUUCAAGUGCUGGCAAACUUCACAGAACUACAAAAGGUUGAGAUUCCUUACAAUGAGAUAACAGACCUUUCUCCUCUGAGCGAUCUACCAUACCUGCUGAUCCUAAAUGCUUCCCACAACAAGCUGUCAACAGUGCUGGACUUCAAGCCUCCGAGAAACCUGAAGGAGGUUGACCUAUCCUUCAACGAGAUUGAGGUUAUAUCCGACCUCUCUGCCCAUCACAGCCUCAUGAAGCUGAAUUUAGACAACAAUCACAUUUCCCAGAUCACUGGCCUAGAGAAAUGUUCUAGGUUGAAAGAACUGAGUUUGGCCCAUAACAAGAUUGGAAAGAUGCAGGGUCUGAAUGGACUGCCUAUUCAGUAUUUGAACUUGUGUCACAACAAGUUGACCAUGAUCGAAAACCUGGAAACACUGAGAAAUAUCAAAAGGAUCAACUUUUCCGGGAACAAAAUCCGUAGUUUGAAGGGGCUUCAGAACCAUGACCUGCUUGAAAGUCUCGACCUGGAAGAUAAUGAGGUGAUUGAUAUCUCUGAGAUCAAGUUCAUCAAGGAAAUGCCGAUGCUGCGCCAGUUGAAUCUCCUCCGUAACCCAAUCCAGGAACUGCCAGACUAUCGACUGUCAAUUCUCUUCCAAAUUCAGCGCCUUACUGAACUGGACAGGCAUAAAGUGGAAGUUGAUGAGAAGGUAUCAUCGAUGAACAUGUUCAACCCCCCACCGGAGGUAAUCGCGGCCAGGGACCACAUUAUGCACGUUGUCUACUCAUUCCUCCAGCCAAGCAGAGUCUGGGACAGCACGCUACCAAGCAUAGAGACGCCCUACCCCAUGCUGGUUUUGGUCGGACCACAAGGAUCUGGAAAGAAAGACCUUGCCAUGAAACUUGUCGAGGAGUUCUCAGACUAUUUUGGAUACGGUAUUUCUCACACUACUCGCAAGCCCCAUAAGGAAGAAACAGCUGGGAAGGACUACCACUUUGUCACUGAGGAGAAGUUUGAAAUGGACAUCAAAACAGGUCAGUUUAUCCAGACAUACCAAUACAACGGUCAAUGGUACGGCCUUCAGAUGGAGUCCAUUGAAUCAGUCGCAAGAGAGGGGCUUGCUUGUGUCGUUCAUAUGGAACUGGAGGGUGUGCUAACGCUGAAAAACACCUACUUUGAGCCUCGAUACGUUCUUGUAAUGCCGCUGUCAGAUGAAUGCCAUGAACAAAAGCUGCAGGAUCGUGGAAUCUACUCACAGAAACAGAUUGAGUACACAUUGUCGAGGGCCGAUAUGUACAAGACCUACAACCAAAAUCACCCAGGCUUCUUCGAUAUGAUGAUCAACAGUGAUGAUAUCCAGGAGGCCUACAAGCGGCUUCGCAGACUGGUUAUGGAUUAUCUCGGAAUCGGCCUUUCGUCUCCGCAGGGUUCUGAUGAUGGCGAACAACCAACCGACGCAAUGACACGACCAGAUACCGACCAGAACCUGACAACUCAGCUUGGGACGCGUACAUGGUCCAGACCAACGGGCACUGAUAUGAUGACAUCACAGCCUUUCCCGCGAAGUCUCGGGGAUCAGACCCCAACAGUGUCUGGUCGAGGCAUUGUUGAGGAAGAGUCCUUACGUCGACGUCAGAGUGCGGCCAAAGAAGCUGUUGUCGGAGCUAACCCCCCGCUCAUGGAACAACUUCUUACAAGUUACCCAAAGACGGCCCCACAGAGCGUCGAAGGUCAGAUGGGUCUUGGAAUCAGCGAAACAACUAUGACUGAUCGUUUAUCACUUUCCGCCCCUGCAGUUAAUAAACCUUUGAGGCCGGGCUCGUCUGAUUCCAGCGAAAAUCGAUCGGGGGCAAGUUCCAGUCUCACAGGGUUAACAUCAGCGAGUGACAUUCAGCGGGGCGGAUCUCCGGAAAUGGCACAGACUGGAGAUGGUGCCCAACAAAAUAUCAACAAAGGUCCGCCAUUACCAACUGAGAUGGUCAAUCCACUAGAAUUGAUGAGCGAAACUGGAAAUGAACCGAAACCUCCCUCAGGCCCGAGACCCGGGUCACAAGGGUCGAGACAUCGACCAGGAUCAUCAAAACAUAAAAUUUUACCUCCUAUUUCACCUAAAAAUAGGCCGGUGGAACUAAAUUAGAUAAUAAUUUUAAUGCAUUGAUAACUUCGGUUUAAAGACACCUGUUAAGAGACUCGCUAUUAAAGAGCAUUUGUAAAUAUUGUCGGGGAAAUUAAAAAUAAAAUCUUACAGGUUAUACGAAAAGGCAUAAAAAAGAAGAAAAUCAAACUUUUCAACCCUUGUUUUUUAACUGGACCUUAUUUUUUUUAUUGCUAACCAGCAGACAAAUAUUUUCUAACAUUUUCUUAUUUUUCUCCGGAAGGGAUCAUUUUUCAGAGUUACCUACAUGUAGGUAUUACUUUUGAUGGUAAAAUUGAAAACGAAGAAAUUAUUUUUUUACGCCCAACACUUUACCUGAAAAAUGUACAAUAAAUUGAGGUUGUAAAAAUAACUGCUGAAACAUACCAGGUAAUUGAAGUAUUAUGAUCCAUAUACGGUAUAAAAAUGUUGACUGCUUUAUUAUGCCAAAUGAAAAAAAUGUAAAAGUAUUAAUACAUUAAAAGCAAUUAUAUUGUUUAAUAGAUUACUGUUAAAGGGACUACACACCAGAUGGUCGCAAAAUUGGCAAAUUCAGUAUUUCCUUAAAACAAGCCAUGAUUUGUCAAUAUGAGCUAGUAUGAUGCUGAUAAUACAUCAUUUAACAUGUUUAAAAGAAUAUUUUGUCGCUGUCUUAGCUGAGUUUACCGAUUUAAAAAUAGCAGAUAAUGGUUUCCCAAUUUAUAGUGUUUAUAUUAAGCAGGUGAAAGUCACGUGAUUAGUACAAAUACAUAUCCCGACGCUAUUUAUAAAUUUACUUGAAGUAAAAUUCGAAUUGGAAAAAUAUGCAAAAUGUGAUACAUCAGUAAGUAAGAUUCAAUGUGAUGUAAACACCGAUAACAAUUUUAUGUAAGUUUUUUUUUAUUUGCAAUGGGAACAUCUGGUGUCUAGUCCCUUUAAAUUCUUGCAUCUGCUUUUUGGUUGCAUGGGUGACUGUGAUAUUCAUAGAACUGUAUUGUUUUUCUAUCUACCUGUAUAUUAAUUAUGUUAUGUGAAAUUUGUUGCAUUUUAAUAAACAAACUUUUCAAUA